Geodia barretti is the source of this 309-nucleotide messenger RNA. The record is from the annotation of a GenBank genome assembly. Lineage: Eukaryota; Metazoa; Porifera; Demospongiae; Tetractinellida; Geodiidae.
AUGGAGACUGGUGGAGGUCAAGGUUCGGGAGGCAGUAGUCAUGGUUACAGGGUGUGUGUGGUGGAUGCAGCAGUCCUGGUGAUGGCUGGCUGGCACCGCCGUGUCCAUCAGCUGGUUCGCAGGGUGAUGGAGAGGAACAGUCUGCCGGAAGAAGAGGCUACUCAAAGAUUGGCCGCUCAGCCAGAGAACAAGAUGUAUGUUGACCACGCCCACAUCGUUAUCGGGACACAGUGGGACCCGGAGGUCACCAGAGGUCAAGUCGAGAAGGCAUGGCAGCAGGUUUUGAACAGAAUUGAUCAGAAAAAUUAA